AUGAGUGUAUUUCCUGGAUUUGGUGGCUGGAUCAAUCAGAACAUUCAACAGCCUCUUAAGGCCGAGUCAAAGAGACCUGAGAAUGUCAAAUCUAAUUCAGAUACAAAUAAUCACGAACCAUGGUAUGAGGAUCCUGAUCAGGACCCUGAGAUGAAGGCCGAGGCCAAGAAACAUGGAGAUGUAAAAUCUAGGACAUUGUAUGCGGUAGAUCCUAAAUAUUUUGACUUAGCUGAGUUGAAGAGGCAAGGAAAAGUUUGGACGAAUGCAAAGAAAAAGCAUCCAUGGAAGGAUGCUCCUGCUAAAGUGAAGGUGAAAACAAAAAACGGUCUUUGCCAUUUGAACAUAGAAUUCACAUUGGGAUUAUAUCCUUCAGGAGCCUAUGAGAUGCUCACUAAUCCAAGAGACAUUAACUUCUUCCGUCCAUGGGACGACAAUGACUUUGAUCGCCAUCGUCUGGAAAACAAAUCAACAAAGGUUUUGAAGAAGGAUGGACCGAGACAGAUCACAAAGGUGGAGAAAAUUUUGAGAUGGAAGCUCCUUGGUUUGUCUGGAACUAUCCCUAUACAUCUAAUCAUCGAUGAAAACCAUCAAAAUCUUACGGCAAAAUAUAAGAAAGUGAAAAUGAUGUACAUGAAAGUGUUGGAGGGUAGUUGGAAAGUAGAGCCACUAUACAUAGAUUCAGAACGCUUGUGCAAGCAAACUGAACCAAAGAAUGUAAGAGAAUACAGAAAAUGUAGCGGCGGACAAGGAAGGAUUGCAUCGAAGGUGACAAUGGAGGAGAUCUUUAAGCCUUCUUUUCCUCUUAAUAUUCCACCGGUUUCUUGGAUCAUCCGUGGGAUCAUAAUUAAAACCACCAAGAUUUUGCUCGAAGAUCUUAGAGAUUUUAUUAACGUCCGGUUUGUUUAA
Microthlaspi erraticum is the source of this 906-nucleotide messenger RNA. Lineage: Eukaryota; Viridiplantae; Streptophyta; Magnoliopsida; Brassicales; Brassicaceae. The record is from the annotation of a GenBank genome assembly.